Molecule: messenger RNA, 2952 nt
Organism: Trametes versicolor FP-101664 SS1
Lineage: Eukaryota; Fungi; Basidiomycota; Agaricomycetes; Polyporales; Polyporaceae
Exons: 6
Coding region: 419-2290 (623 amino acids)
Biological process (GO): regulation of DNA-templated transcription
Molecular function (GO): DNA-binding transcription factor activity; sequence-specific DNA binding
Source: RefSeq, a predicted model, not a curated record
CCCCGCUCGUUGUCUUCGCCCCUCUACACACCGUGCGCGACGCCCCGACGCUGUCGACGGCGCAUGUCAUCCACGCGCACUCUCUGACCCCCCGGCGCGCCCCUUCCUGCCACUCCCUGCCCCCACCUGCCGCCUGGCCUGCGGCUGCAUGCUGAUCGCCCGAUUGCGCCCUCUUAUUCUCAUGGACAGCGCCGCCUCCCACUACCAGCCCAGCAUGUCCUCCCAAGACGGCCCCUACUCCCAGCCGCAGAGUCAGUCGCAGCAGAGCCAGCAAUGGUCUCAGCAGUCGCCGUCCCACCUCCUCCCCCCGCCCCAGAACCAGUCGGCAUUCCCCUCCCCGUCCUCGCCCUCCUCCUCGCUGAGCGAGCAGCCCUACCCGUCGUACUUCCAGCACUCUCAGUCGUCCACCCACUCCUCCAUGUCCGACUCGCUCAACGAUAGACAGGGUGACAAGACCGCCCUCUCCCUUAACCUGUCUUCCCUCACCGUCACUUCCCCCACCAACCUGUCUCCCAUCAACCCUUCACCCCACCCGUCGACGCACGCGAGCUCGCACGUUUCACCGAUCACGCCCAUUAGCCCCUCCGGCGGACUUGUCGGCCACCACCCCCAUCACGCUCACCACCCGCACAUCCAGCAGCAGUUCCAGUUCGCGCCGCCCGAUCACGGCGUGCGCUAUGAUGACGGGCACUACGACAGCUACGGCUCGAAGCGACUGACCAGCUCGCGCUCUUCAUCCUCUUCCGAAAAGUCGGUUCCGCGCAAGCGCUCUUACACCACAUUGGCGCCACUCGCGACCUCCGUAGAGGAGACCGCGUAUGACUUAGGCGAGGGUCCCAACAGCGCGAUGUACGACGAGGUAGACAUGACAUACGGCGCCAUGGACACGGAAGGCAGUCCGAUCGACGGGAGCAACAGUGGCGGCGAGGACGACCAGAUGAAACCUAUGGAGGGUCAGGUCCCGACCGGCGGCAGCGCGCUCCAUUCUGGCGGCGCGGCCCCCUCGCUUGGCGUGCUCAACAAGCCGCUGGGGACCAACAACUUUGUCACCAAGCUGUACCAGAUGAUCAACGACCCAAAAUCCUCCCAGUUCAUCACGUGGACGGAGCACGGGACAAGCUUCGUUGUGUCGAACGUCGGCGAGUUCAGCCGUACGAUCCUCGGGUCCCACUUCAAGCACAACAACUUCUCUAGCUUUGUCCGGCAGCUUAACAUGUACGGCUUCCACAAGAUCAACCGCACGCCGCGAGCACAGCGCACAUCCGCCGACGUACAGACCUGGGAGUUCUCCCACCACAAGUUCUUGCGCGGACGCCCCGAUCUGCUCGAGGAGAUCAAGCGGAAGGCGCUUGAGCCCGAUCCGUCCCUCAAGCACCGUGUCGAACUGCCAGGAGAAGUCGCCGCCCAGCUCUCCCAGAUGCGUGACGAUAACCGGCGGCUUAUGGCUGCGUUCCAGCAGGAGCGCAUAAAGGUCGAGCGGCUGGCGGGCGUUACGAAGGUCAUGUACGACAUCAUGGCCAAGAGCUUCCCAGGUAGCGUGCCUGUCGCCUUCCCCACCGACGUCUUAGAGUCCGACAGCCCGAACAUCUACGUGACGUCUCCAACCAGUUCGGCACCGCAGGCCUCCCACUUCCCGUCGCUGUCAUCCCUUCCCAACAGCGGUCUCCACUCGUUGCAUUCGCUGAGCCCAGGCUCCAGCCCCACGACUGCCGAGUUUCCGUCCCAUACGCACACCCCGCACUCGCUCUCGAGGCAGCACUCUUACCAGCAUAUCCCGUCGUACGACAACAUGCAACACCACUCCCACCACGCGCACCAUGCCCAUCAGCACGCGCAUCAUCACCAGCAGCACCACGGUAUGCAUAGCGUGAGCAACGCUAGGUAUGAGAACCCGCUGACGACGCCACUUCCCCCGUCACCGGGGCCCAUGGAGUUUGAGGACCGCAUCGGUGCGAAGCGGCAGCGUACUGGCCCGGGCUCGUCCACCUCGUUCUCGGUCCCCGGAUCAGCCGACGGCUCGGCGCCGAACUCGUCGUCCCUCAAGAAGGGCAGCCGUGCCCGCAGCGAUAGCGCGCCGCUCGGGUACGGCCUGACCAACUGGCCGCAGACUCGACCACGAAGCGGCAGCGGCCUCGCGCCCCGCGGUCUUGGGAACCCCGGCGGCUCGAACCUGGGAUUGGGCAGCAUGAGCACUGGACGGCGCGAGGAGGUGCCCAACAUCGGCUCGCUCUCGCGGAGCCAGCUGCCGAUGCUGUCGAUCCCGUCGAUGACGAAGCAGCCGUCGAGUUGAUGCUGCGCGUGCUAUGUGGAGGAGGAGGAAUACGCUGCGACUGUGCGUAAAAACGGCCCGCGCGCCCGCGACCCGGGCGCGUGCGUGUGUAGGAUGAUGGAUUUCGAUGUUUCGCUGCUCGUCCGCCGCCUCGUGUUUUCUUGGACUGUUCUGCUCAGUGUACCACUUCGUCUGCCUGUCUGUUUUCUGCGUUGCAUUCUGUUCCAGCGCCCGUACCCGCCAUCCCCAGUGCGUUCCGAGCAUACCCCGCCGACUGCUGUCCCUCCUUUGUCGCCCGCCGUACGUUCCCUGUCGUCGCUUCUACCCAUGCGCAUCGUAUAUACAACCCCGUACACAUCCGCUGCGCCCCCGUCUGCAACUGGCGGUCCCCCGACCGCCUCCUUUUGUUCCCCCAUCUCUGUCCCCUCCACUCACUAUUGUCUCCUGCAUUUUCCGCUCUGUACACCUUCCGCUUCUCCACCCUCUUCUCGGCCGCGCGUGCGCGGGAGUGUGCGCGCGGUCCCGCGCUCCUGGGCAACCCCGCGAACUUUGGGUAUUUGGUCUGGCUCCGUCCGUGUUACGUCGUGGCGCUCCUUCCGCUCCCGUUCUUCGCCGUGCAGCGUGCGGCUUGCCCGCGACUCGAGAUCGAUCUAUAGACGUGUAUCACCAUCUGUGACAAAAUC